Messenger RNA from Pectinophora gossypiella (pink bollworm), 3215 nucleotides. RefSeq lists its product as uncharacterized. The transcript is spliced from 4 exons. The record is from RefSeq and is a predicted model, not a curated record. Lineage: Eukaryota; Metazoa; Arthropoda; Insecta; Lepidoptera; Gelechiidae. The coding region runs from base 367 to 846 and encodes 159 amino acids.
AAACUCGGAGAAAUUAAAAUGCAGAUAAUUUAGGACAAACAAAUUAAUAUUACAACAAACCAGUUGAGAAUCUUCUAAUUUUUUUGAAGUCGUUUAAAAAGGUCAAAAGAUCAUUGAAACUUAGCCAAAACCAAAAAGAAAAAAAUAUAUUAUUAUUUGGCAACACUCACGCCCGCCAUUUUAAAAAUUAACAAAAAAAACCAACGGACAAAAACGUUCGUGCCUGGAGUUUCAAGAUCGAUUUUACUUAUUUUUCGGCUAAUAUUGUAUUGAAUAAGAAUUUUUAUAUUUAUUAUUGUGGUGAUAGUGAUGGUCUAAGGCUGAUAAAGUGCUUUGUUGUGUAGUGCGUCGCAGUAAUUAGUGAAAAUGAAGGAUCCUUUUGCAUCCGACUCCGGUAUUGAUUCACCAGCUCGGGAAAGUCUGAAAAAUGUGGAAGGCUGUUACAGCAAGAACAUUUUUAAGACAAAGUCCUUCGCUAACUCACGUCGUGCCUUACAAUCCGGCGCUGAGAAAAUAUCCAGAACGUUUAGAAGCGUCCGAAAUACAUUCGGUAAUCUGUCACAGCAUUUCAGGCUUGGUGGGAGACGCAGGCAUCGUUUGACGGAGGCUGGAUCUCCGUGCAGGACGCCUUCCACUCCUGUUACCAAAAAAAAGCAGGUAUUAGGUAGAAGUCCUGCCAAGCUGUACAGCCCAUUUGGCAUUGAGACACCACACAGCCGCGACUUCCGAAUGUCCCCAUAUAUGCCGGACACUCCUGAUCAUGGGCUUUCUCCGAAGCGACGUAAAGGCGUGGCUCACUCGUGGCACCUUCUGGCCAAGAAGCGACCACGGGCACUAUUUCACUGAAUGCAGGCUCAAUAUAACACGCACAAUGUAACCCACCGCUUAUCGUAAGACUAGCUUUAUCUCAGAGGAUAUUAUGUAUGCGAAUGGUGCUAUAUUCAUAUAGUGUUUGUAUGAUGUGUCUCAAGGUUCACAAUGUUGGUAGAAUUUGUAACAUUUUUGUAAAUUCUGUAGCUAUCCUAGAAUUUUACAAGUCCAAUAAUGUACUUAAUAAUGUACUGAUUCCUUGAGAUAAUUAUACAGAAACUAAAAUUACGAGGCAAACAAUUAUUAUAUCAGAUUAAUUUUUAAAGUCAUUGAUUACUACACUGGACACCUCUUAUAUAAAAUACUUGCUUGGGGUCCAGGCAAUAUUUACAGACUGUAAAUUAUGUCAUAAAAAGGCAUCUAUUUCUUGUGCCCUUGUAGAAAUUCCGAUUUGAACUUGUAAAGGACAUAAAGGAAUCCUCAAUCACUAACUCCUACAUAAAUUUACAAAUGAAGUAACAGUCAGUAUUUGCUUUAGAUAGGAAGGAAUUAUAAAGUAUUAGCAGCUCGAAUUCAAAAGUGAGAUUAAAGUGCUUUUAUUAUACAGGUGUUAGUGACAUCGUAACGAAAACUGAGUUGAUAUCAAGUGGAUUUUCAAGGAAAAUUCCCCUCGGUAUUUGUUACGAUGUCACAUAUACCUUAUCUACUUGUAUGGCUAUUUGUAUGUACUUGUACAGAGUGUAAGUGACAUCUUAACAAAUACUGAGGGGGAUGAUUCAACUCAUUAUUCUGAGUUCAUAUCAAGUGGAAUUUUCCAUUGUUGUAUAGAGUUGAAAUUAAUUAAAAAAAAAAAACAAUACAUUAAUUUUGCGACGGAAAAUUCCACUAGAUAUUAACUCAGAAUCAUGGUCUGAAUCAUCCCUCAAAGUUUUCGUUAUGAUGUCACUAACACCCUGUGUAUUAUAAUAUUCACUAAGAAAGCCAAAUUAAAUCGUAUGCAGCAUGUUUACCAUUAUUCUUGAAUGUAUAAAGAUGCCUUAAGAAGCCAGGAGACUAUAUACAAUCUAAAUAAAAAGAAUUAGGGGUUUCUUUUUAUUACACUAUAAUAUGAUAAUGUAGAAACAUAAAGUUGGCCUACAACUAAUACACCAGAAUUAAAAGUAUUCAUGUUCACUCUAAGGUCGAAUCACAUCUAUCAGCAUGCUGCAGCGUGCUUAUGCGCGCUACCGCAAAUACUGUGAGCAAACAAAAUGCGAUCACGCGCAUUAGCAUGCCAUAGCACGCGUACGCGUACUGACCCACGCUAGUAGACACUGCCGCGUGCGGUUGCUCUUUCUCCCUCUAGCAUAUGACGGUUCUUAAUAACAGAAAAGGAUAGAAGUAUAAAAUAGUACGAUGAGGUGCUGAAAAAUGUGGUUUGACCCUUAUAAUAACUCAUGUACACAUAUCUUCAUAUGUAUUUGGGUCCAGUUCAUACCAUAACUGUAUGCAUUGGAUGUUAUAAGAAUAGAGAAUGAUGGAAGACUUAUACUACGCUUUGCUGUGACAAUAUUAGUCUGCUAUAUGCAUAGGAUAAGAUCAUACAAAUAUAUAUUGUUUUAAAAAUGGGUAUUUUAACAUACCCAUUUAAUAUUAAUGAGGAAUUUUUAGUAUGUGUUAGAUUUAGUUUAAUGUCUUGCAGCUGCAAUUUUUUUUUAGUUUUAGUCUUAAUAAUGUAAGACUGAGGAUGUAUAUUUUUACAAUGAGGCAUUUUUUUUACUUUGGUAGUCGUAUUUUUAAGAGAGAAAGGAGAACAGUAGAAGGGUUCUGAAACGGUCCAUAUGUUUGUAAAACAUCUGUGCUGAAAAUAUUCGUAGAUUGGAAUUCCAUUAAGUUAAAAUUAUGUUGGUGUUUGCCCAAAUCGACUCCAUUUAGUAGAAAUAUUAAAAGGUAAAGAGAAGUUUUGUGGCAUAUAGGUACUCAGCAUACAUAUUACCGCCAUGUCUGGAUUAUAUCGCGUUGAAAGCUGUUACGUGACGUCAAAAUGGCGGUUGUGUUAAUUUGACAGGACUAAAGUAGCUGCAUCUCUUUCUUGCACGUGUUGUAAGUGAAGGACGGCACGAAUUUAAGAGCUGUCAAAUGAGCGUCUGUUUUUUUUUACUGUUUCCGAACUCUUCACGUAAGGCUCUGACGCUCAUUUUGUAUUAUUUCGAGGCUGGAAUUAUGUGUAACUUAACGUGUAGCUAUUUAUUUAUAUAGUAAGUUUUUUAUCUUAACAGACGGUCCAUUUUAUAAUCAUGGUUUGACCUUAUUUCCACCUUAUAAUUUUGCAUUUAUUUAAAUUGCCUACUUUGAUCUGUGUAAGGCUAUUAUUACAGUAUUGACUUUAUACAAUAAUAAAUAACGAAUACAUUUUUAUAAACUGA